AGCAGCCGCGACCCCACGCCCGCCUCCGGCCGAGUCACGUGUCAGCCAAAGAUGGCUGCGCGCGGGCGAGCUGGGUAGAGGUUGCCGUGAGCCCCAGCCUUGCUGAGGAAGACUGGAGGAGGCACCCGCUGCUGGGAGGAGAGCAUAAGGCUCAAGAUGGAAGAUCAUGAACCAGAUGAUACUGUCAAGGAAAAAAUUUUUUAUAUCAUAACCAGAAAAAUUAACCAACUUCCAGAAGCAGAAAGGAAUCUACUUGAACAUGGAUCAACAUAUAUCGGACUUAAUGCUGCUCUCUGUGGCCUAAUAGCAAACAGCCUUUUUCGACGUGUCUUAAAUGUGACACAGGCUCGUAUAGCUGCUGGCUUACCAAUGGCGGUGAUCCCAUUUUUGACGGCGCAUUUAUCUUACAAAGGUUUUGUAAGUUUCCCGUUGAAUACAGGUGACUUGAAUUGUGAAACCUGUACCAUAACACGGGGUGGACUGGUUGGUCUUGUUUUUGGUGGUCUGUACCCUGUUAUCUUGGCUAUACCUGUGAAUGGUGGCCUAGCAGCCAGGUAUGAGUCAGCCCCGCUACCAGAGAAAGGAAACAUCUUAACUUACUGGACUAGAAUCUCUAAGCCCAUCUUUAGAAAGAUGUUAUUUCCCAUUUUGCUUCAGACUGGGUUUGCAGCCUACCUUGGGUCUAGACAAUAUAAACUAGUGAUAAAGGCUCUUCAGUUACCUGAACCUGGCCUAGAAUUUCAGUGAUGAUUAAGCAAAUGUGUAAGCAAAAAUAAAAUUGCAAAAAUAACCUA
Messenger RNA from Equus quagga, 794 nucleotides. It is a transcript of the gene TMEM126A, whose product is annotated as transmembrane protein 126A. Lineage: Eukaryota; Metazoa; Chordata; Mammalia; Perissodactyla; Equidae. Gene Ontology annotation, biological process: mitochondrial respiratory chain complex I assembly. The coding region runs from base 157 to 747 and encodes 196 amino acids. The transcript has 5 exons. The record is from RefSeq and is a predicted model, not a curated record. Gene Ontology annotation, cellular component: mitochondrion.